CGUUUGCAGCUCUAUGCUCAAAACUGACAGAUACAGAUUAUAUUUCUAAAGAACAACAAAAUUCGCUUUGUAAUGGAGUGUUGCUGACUGUUCUUUUUUCUUGUAAUUAUAUAGAACUUUUACCGUAAUUCAUCAGUAAAAGAGCGAAAAUGGGUCAAAAUCAAUCAGGGGGUGGAAGCGGUGGAGACAAGAAAGACGACAAGGAUAAGAAGAAAAAGUAUGAGCCUCCAAUUCCUACCAGAGUUGGUAAAAAGAAGCGUAAAGCAAAGGGGCCUGAUGCUGCUCUGAAGCUACCUCAGGUGACGCCACACACGCGUUGCAGGCUGAAGUUAUUGAAGCUUGAAAGAAUCAAGGAUUAUUUGCUUAUGGAAGAAGAAUUUAUUCGUAACCAAGAAAGGCUCAAACCCCAGGAGGAGAAAAUCGAAGAGGAAAGAUCCAAGGUUGAUGAUCUGAGAGGAACACCAAUGUCAGUGGGCACACUGGAAGAGAUAAUCGAUGACAACCAUGCCAUAGUGUCAACAUCAGUAGGUAGUGAGCACUACGUCAGUAUCUUGUCCUUUGUGGACAAGGAUCAGCUGGAGCCUGGCUGCUCAGUUUUAUUAAACCACAAGGUUCAUGCAGUGGUUGGUGUAUUAGGUGAUGAUACUGAUCCUAUGGUGUCUGUUAUGAAAUUGGAGAAAGCUCCACAAGAGACCUAUGCUGAUAUUGGAGGGCUGGACACACAGAUUCAGGAAAUCAAGGAAUCAGUGGAGUUGCCUCUAACCCAUCCAGAGUAUUAUGAAGAGAUGGGGAUCAAACCUCCCAAAGGUGUCAUCCUUUAUGGGCCUCCAGGCACAGGAAAAACCUUGCUGGCCAAGGCAGUAGCUAACCAGACAUCUGCAACAUUCCUACGAGUGGUUGGAUCUGAACUUAUUCAAAAAUAUUUGGGUGAUGGUCCAAAACUUGUGCGAGAACUGUUUCGGGUGGCAGAGGAGCAUGCGCCAUCUAUCGUGUUCAUAGAUGAAAUUGAUGCUGUUGGUACAAAACGUUAUGACUCUAACUCUGGAGGUGAGAGAGAAAUACAAAGAACUAUGUUGGAGCUCCUAAAUCAGCUAGAUGGAUUUGACUCAAGGGGUGAUGUCAAAGUGAUCAUGGCCACAAAUAGGAUAGAAACAUUGGACCCGGCUCUCAUUCGCCCUGGUCGUAUAGACAGGAAGAUUGAAUUCCCAUUACCAGAUGAAAAAACAAAGAGAAGGAUCUUUACAAUUCACACAUCAAGAAUGACCCUUGCAGAUGAUGUUAACUUGUCAGAGCUGAUAAUGUCAAAAGAUGAUCUUUCUGGUGCUGAUAUAAAGGCAAUUUGUACUGAAGCUGGUUUGAUGGCAUUAAGAGAGAGACGUAUGAAGGUAACAAAUGAAGAUUUCAAGAAGUCCAAGGAGAGUGUCCUUUAUCGCAAGAAGGAAGGCACACCAGAAGGCUUAUAUCUUUAAUUACAAAUUACAUAAAUACACAUUUUCUAGGAUUUGUUGAAUCAAUUAUUAGUAUUAUUAUUAAUCUAGAUCUAACAAAAAAAUACAAAUAAUCUUAACCAGACAAAUUCUAGAACACUGUAAGUCAUUGCUUGAAAUAUAUAUGAUUUGAAAUUUUUA
Messenger RNA from Pararge aegeria (speckled wood butterfly), 1628 nucleotides. RefSeq names its product 26S proteasome regulatory subunit 4 (gene Rpt2). Gene Ontology annotation, cellular component: proteasome regulatory particle, base subcomplex. The record is from RefSeq and is a predicted model, not a curated record. Gene Ontology annotation, molecular function: ATP binding; ATP hydrolysis activity; proteasome-activating activity. Lineage: Eukaryota; Metazoa; Arthropoda; Insecta; Lepidoptera; Nymphalidae. The transcript is spliced from 9 exons. Gene Ontology annotation, biological process: proteasome-mediated ubiquitin-dependent protein catabolic process. The coding region runs from base 150 to 1469 and encodes 439 amino acids.